CGCUCGCGCUCCCUGCUUAAAUGAGCCUGGGCUGCCCGCGCCCGCCACUUCGGAGGGGCUCGCGCCGCGGCCGCAGGAGGAGCGGCCCGUGCGGGUGUCGUCCCUCGCGCCAGCGCGCCUCGGCUCCGGGGCAGUCGAUGGGACAGAGCGCCGCGGAGCAGGAGGCGGCACCCGUCGGGGGGCUCGGGCAGCGCGGGAGCCCGCCGAGGGGCUCGGGCAUGGCGGGCUGCAGGACCUGAGCCCUGCCCCGCGGGGAGGCAGCCUGGUGGCCGGCGAUGGGGACCGAGCGGGACUGCCGCCGCGCCGGGCCGUGAGCACCGCGCCGCCGCCGCCUCCUCCUCGCCGCCGCCUCGGCCCCUCGCGAAGCGACGGGCCGCUCGGGAACAUGGCCCUGGAGCAGCUCUGCGCGGUCCUCAAAGUGUUAUUAAUAACAAUACUUGUAGUCGAAGGGAUUGCUGUGGCCCAAAAGACCCAAGAUGGACAAAAUAUUGGAAUCAAGCAUAUUCCUGCAACCCAGUGUGGCAUUUGGGUUCGAACCAGCAAUGGAGGUCAUUUUGCUUCACCAAAUUAUCCUGACUCCUAUCCACCAAACAAGGAGUGUAUCUACGUUUUGGAAGCUGCUCCACGUCAAAGAAUAGAGCUGACCUUUGAUGAACAUUAUUAUAUAGAACCAUCAUUUGAAUGUCGAUUUGACCACUUGGAGGUUCGAGAUGGGCCAUUUGGUUUCUCUCCACUUAUAGAUCGUUACUGUGGUGUGAAAAGCCCUCCACUAAUUAGAUCAACAGGGAGAUUCAUGUGGAUUAAGUUUAGUUCUGAUGAAGAACUUGAAGGACUGGGAUUUCGAGCAAAAUAUUCAUUUAUUCCAGAUCCAGACUUUACUUACCUAGGAGGUAUUUUAAAUCCCAUCCCAGAUUGCCAAUUUGAGCUCUCGGGAGCUGAUGGAAUAGUGCGUUCUAGUCAGGUAGAACAAGAAGAAAAAACAAAACCUGGCCAAGCAGUUGAUUGCAUAUGGACAAUUAAGGCUACUCCAAAAGCCAAGAUUUAUUUGAGGUUCCUAGAUUAUCAAAUGGAGCACUCAAAUGAAUGCAAGAGAAACUUCGUUGCAGUUUAUGAUGGAAGCAGUUCUAUUGAAAAUCUGAAGGCCAAGUUUUGCAGCACUGUGGCCAAUGAUGUGAUGCUGAAAACAGGAGUUGGAGUGAUCCGAAUGUGGGCAGAUGAAGGUAGUCGGCUAAGCAGAUUCAGAAUGCUCUUUACUUCCUUUGUGGAGCCUCCCUGCACAGGUGGCACUUUCUUCUGCCACAGCAACAUGUGCAUCAACAGUUCUUUAGUGUGUAACGGUGUUCAGAACUGUGCAUACCCUUGGGACGAAAAUCACUGUAAAGAAAAGAAAAAAGCAGGACUAUUUGAACAAGUCACUAAAACCCAUGGAACAAUUAUUGGCAUCACAUCAGGGAUUGUCUUGGUCCUUCUCAUUAUUUCUAUUUUAGUACAAGUGAAACAGCCUCGAAAAAAGGUCAUGGCUUGCAAAACUGCGUUUAAUAAAACUGGAUUUCAGGAAGUGUUUGAUCCUCCUCAUUAUGAACUGUUUUCCCUACGGGACAAAGAGAUUUCUGCAGACCUAGCCGACUUGUCAGAAGAACUGGACAACUACCAGAAGAUGCGGCACUCCUCCACUGCCUCCCGGUGCAUUCAUGACCAUCACUGUGGGUCGCAAGCACCCAGUGUCAAACAGAGCAGGACCAACCUGAGUUCCAUGGAACUGCCUUUCCGAAAUGAUUUUGCACAGCCACAGCCAAUGAAAACAUUUAACAGCACUUUUAAAAAGAGUAGCUACACUUUCAAACAGGCACAUGAGUGCCCUGAACAGGCCCUAGAAGACAGAGUAAUGGAGGAGAUUCCUUGUGAAAUUUAUGUCAGAGGGCGAGAAGAUUCUGCACAAGCGUCCAUAUCCAUCGAUUUUUAAUCUUCUACUAAGGGGACAUUAAUUAUUAAGUGUGUAUGUAUGUAUGCAGCCUACAGAGCACCCAUACUCUUCAGCGGCCAGCCCUUUUCUCCUAUCAAAACUAGCAAGACCUUUGUUCCCACUAACCUACUGUAACAGUGAAGUGUGUUAAACCAACCAAGGGACCUCCUCCGGUCCAUGAACAAAAUAACUCACUAUUGCUUGAUGUCACACACACAAAGUACCAGCGAAAUAGCAUUUGAAGAGGGGGGUGGUGGUGCUGAGCCAGGCUCAGGCUGCCUGUUAGGCUUAGCAACAGGAAUACUGCUCUGGAUUGGUACAGCUUGUCAACAUUCUGAUCCCACAAUAA
This is a messenger RNA of Odobenus rosmarus divergens (Pacific walrus), 2312 nucleotides long. RefSeq names its product neuropilin (NRP) and tolloid (TLL)-like 2 (gene NETO2). The transcript has 9 exons. The record is from RefSeq and is a predicted model, not a curated record. Gene Ontology annotation, molecular function: protein binding. NCBI's taxonomy places the organism in Eukaryota, Metazoa, Chordata, Mammalia, Carnivora, Odobenidae. The coding region runs from base 386 to 1963 and encodes 525 amino acids.